GUGACCAUAUUCCAUUCCUUCCACUGAUAAGCCUCUUAAACAACCUGCAAAUGACAGUCAGUUUAUCUGCAGCUGUUUCAGUGCAAUGCCAGGAUAAUUACGCUGAAAUACAAAUCACUGCUUUGCUACCGUCUAUCUUCUCCUCUAGCCUGGGGAGCAGAAGCAGCCAUCAGAGACCAUGUUAGUACAUUUGGGCAAAGAUGGGAAAGCACGACACAACCUGUCCUCUGCAACUCUAGAUGGUGCUGUCCUGCCGCUGUCGGGCUGGCUCGCCUCGCAGUUGCCCUGUCUUGCUGUCUCUGAUUUCCCCUUCCUUGGGUGUCAUGUGAGUCAGCUAAGCCUGAAGCUGUAGGAAGAGGAGGAACCAGACAGACAGCUGUCCUGAGAAGGAAAGAGAGCCCAGAUGGGGAAGAGCUGCAAGGUGGUGGUUUGCGGCCAAGCCUCAGUUGGGAAAACAUCCAUCUUGGAGCAGCUCCUCUAUGGGAACCAUGUGGUUGGUUCCGAGAUGAUAGAAACCCAGGAGGACAUCUACGUGGGCUCGGUGGAGACGGACCGCGGGGUGCGGGAGCAGGUGCGAUUCUACGACACCCGGGGCCUGCGGGAGGGCCUGGAGCUCCCCAAGCACUGCUUCUCCUGCACGGACGGCUACGUGCUGGUCUACAGCACCGGCAGCAGGGAGUCCUUCAAGAGGGUGGAGCUGCUCAAGAAGGAAAUCGACAAAUGCAAGGAUAAGAAGGAGGUCACCAUUGUGGUUCUGGGCAACAAGUGCGACCUGCAGGAGCAGCGGCGCGUGGACCACGACGCGGCCCAGCACUGGGCCAAGGGCGAGAAGGUGAAGCUGUGGGAGGUGUCCGUGGCCGACCGCCGGACGCUGAUCGAGCCUUUCACCUACCUGGCCAGCAAGAUGACGCAGCCGCAGAGCAAGUCCGCCUUCCCGCUGAGCCGCAAGAACAAGGGCAGCGGCUCCAUGGACGGCUGAAGGCCUGGCCUCCCCUCCCCCAUGGCGCUUCCACCCUCUCCUGAGCUCUGGGGCGUUGGCACGAAGCCUGCUGAUGGGGGGGGCCUGGCCCCUGGCCACAGGAGGCAGCAUGGCGAGGACCCGGUGGUCACUGGGGGCAGUGAAGAUGCCUGGCCCGUCCCUGUUGCCUGGAGAGGGAGGGCGGCCUUGGGCGGCCGGUCUAAACUCAGGAUUCGCCCAGACCGAGCCCGGGAGCCCUGCGAACAGGCAGCUGCUGGCCUGGUCUCUGCUCCCAAAGCACAGGCUAGACAAAGCUCUCGGCAAACCCACUCCUUGGCCUGGCAGGGGGCUCCAACCGCCAUCUGGCCCCUUGUAACCCUUGCCCUGAACCUGGAGGGGAGCGUAUGGCAGUCCCUAGCGCCUUCCUCCCCCCUCCAGCUGUGCCGCAGAAUGCCCCGGCCUGUCCCCCGAAGCUCCUCCCUCCAGGCUGGUGCUGGAGCAGGUGCCCAGCUGGAAGGGGGCUCUGAGCUCCCCGGCUGUGGAGCCGUUCGGCUCCUGAACUAGACCCUGGAGCACAGUGGAGCUGGAGCGACAGCGUUCAUCCUCCAGGCCUCUCCGCUCACCACCAGGCACCUGCAAACCACCUGCUCUCUGCAGCUGGGGAGGUGGAUGGGGGCUCCAGGAUUGCUGGGCUCUGCUUCCAGAUGGCUCUUAGCCCCAUGCAUGCUGCACUUGCCUCCCUGGGGGCUGCGUAGAUCCUGGGGAACAAGGAACUGCCCUGGGUCCCUGCAGAACCUUCACUGUCCCCUGCCCCCAGCUCUUUAACUGCCUGAGCAGCCGGGAAAUGCACCUGGCCCCUCUGCAGCUGCAGAAUCGGGGCGCAUGGGUGAGGCCAGGCUGAGCAGAGCUUGGGGUUAGGUUCAUUAAGCUCAUCAGUGUCCAGGCAUGUCUGCCCUGAUCUGCGCCCUUUGAUCCCCAGCUGAAGGCCAGGCCAAGCCACGGCGUCGGGGUCGUGCCGCUGCCUCUGAUUCCCCUGUGCCCGGAGCUGAAGCCCCCCAGCAUGAGGAGCUCCCUGCAGAAGCCUGGGUGGGGGCAGCCAUUUGCAUCGCUCGUUAGGCAGGUGCAGCUCAGCUCAUUGCUGAGGAGCUGCUGCCCCCCCCACCCCCCGAGACACGUUUCCGACCUGCAGCUCUUUGGCAGAACUGGCGGGGGAGGGGAAGGGCUGCAGAGGUGCCUCAGUUGGCCAAGAACCAAGGGGUUAGUUUUAGAUGGUCCCUGAGCGUCUCCUUGGCCAGGAAUUUGGGACGGGAGGGAAUGUGCUUUGGCUGCUGGAGGGGGACGGGACUCACGGGGUCCCCUGGAUUAGCCCACCUGGCAGCAGGGCGUGUUCUGGUGCUGGGAAGUGAGGCUGGUGGGUUUUUUUCAUUAUUGCAUGUAUGUAAUCUCAUGUCAGAGGCAUGUAGAGCCGCUUCCUCCUGGUCAGCAAGCGCCGUCAAUAAACUCAGCUGCUCUCGGAGCGGGUGUGCUUCCCGGGAACGCGGCUGGCUGGGGGCAUGGCACGAGCCCUGGGCCUAGCUCCAGCCACCCGUGGCUCAGUAGCUCCUGCAGCCCGUUACCGAUCACAUUUGUUACUGGUCCGGCCUUCCAUGGAAAACUACAGGAAAAGCCUGGGCCGUCCUGAGCCAGCCCACCCUGUGGCCGGUUUUCCCCAGCCACUGGCUACAGGGCGAACGGUCCUUUGGCAAUUCCUAUUUCCACCUCUGCUUCCGGGGGCUCCCGCCUCGCGGGCCCAAAGAAAGGUGGCGCGA
Mauremys reevesii (Reeves's turtle) is the source of this 2766-nucleotide messenger RNA. It is a transcript of the gene NKIRAS2, whose product is annotated as NFKB inhibitor interacting Ras like 2. Gene Ontology annotation, molecular function: GTPase activity; GTP binding. The coding region runs from base 404 to 979 and encodes 191 amino acids. The record is from RefSeq and is a predicted model, not a curated record. The transcript is spliced from 5 exons. Lineage: Eukaryota; Metazoa; Chordata; Testudines; Geoemydidae. Gene Ontology annotation, biological process: canonical NF-kappaB signal transduction.